Molecule: messenger RNA, 1246 nt
Organism: Wyeomyia smithii (pitcher-plant mosquito)
Lineage: Eukaryota; Metazoa; Arthropoda; Insecta; Diptera; Culicidae
Gene: Prip
Product: aquaporin AQPAe.a
Exons: 8
Coding region: 154-987 (277 amino acids)
Biological process (GO): transmembrane transport
Cellular component (GO): plasma membrane
Molecular function (GO): water channel activity
Source: RefSeq, a predicted model, not a curated record
UUUUACAAUCCUUUCAGAGUUCUACUUUCCCGCUUUUUGCAUGGAAUUGAACUGUCAAAACACCUCAUUAUAUUUCAUGCGAUGAAAGCAAAACAACAAAAUCAGUUUAUCAGUUAACGAAGAUAGUCAAGGCAUCGGUCAGUGUCAGUGAAAAUGUGUUUCGGUUAUUCAGUUUCAUUAAAUAUGGGAACCACAUAUAAGAUCGGCAUGGACGAACUUUCCGCGAAGUCCAGCAACAUUUGGAAGGCAGUACUAGCGGAGUUUGUAGGUAUUUUUAUACUCAAUUUUUUCGGCUGUGCGGCGUGUACACAUGCGGCAGGCGACAAAACACUCAUCUCACUUGCCUUCGGCCUCAGCGUGUUUAUGGUCGUAAUGUCCAUAGGACACGUUAGCGGAGGUCACAUUAAUCCAGCGGUAACUGCAGGUCUUCUGGCUGCCGGAAAGGUUAGUUUCAUCAGAGCAGCCUUAUAUGUGAUUUCACAAUGCGCCGGUGCUGUAGCAGGAACCGCUGCCUUGAAGGCCCUUCUUCCCGACGCAUAUCAAAACGGUCUCGGUAACACUGGGCUGAAGGAAAAUGUUCAAGAUAUGCAGGGAUUGGGUAUUGAAUUUUUCCUCGGUUUCAUCCUGGUAAUGUGUGUCUUUGGGGUGUGCGAUGAAAAUAAACCAGAUUCACGUUUCGUGGCUCCACUGGCGAUUGGGCUGACUGUUACGUUGGGCCAUCUUGGCGUUGUUGAAUAUACCGGCUCAAGCAUGAAUCCGGCGCGUUCCUUCGGAACGGCCUUGAUCAACGACAACUGGGCCAACCAUUGGAUAUACUGGGCUGGUCCAAUUCUUGGUGGCGUUUGUGCAGCACUGCUUUACUGUCAAGUAUUCAAAGCUCCGCGAUCGGAGGAACUUUCUGCUCCGGAACGCUAUAGAGUGACAGCUGACGAGAAAGAGGCUUACAGAACCCACCUUAAGUUGAAAUAUAUUGACGAAGAAGUGUGACAGCUCAAACGAUUGGAUGGAAUGGCUUAGAAGUGGAUUUCCGAAUACUGGAAUACAUGUCAAAUAUUCAUUGAUCGAAUAUUUUUACAGAUUUUCAUAUUUAAACUAGUUUUAAAUCAUGAGAUUUACUUAUGAUAUGUUUUUAUAACAACCAUAUUAGAAAGUAAGCCAGAAAGUGUUUCAAAAAAAAUUGUGCCACAAAAAACCUGAUGAUUAUUCAGUAAAAAUAUUAAUACAAAAAAUAUAUCAAUAGAUUUUA